AUGUAUCUUUUCUCAAGAAAAUUUAUUGGGAGCAUAUUAUGCGCAAUUUUUAUUACUACUGUAUUUCGAGUAACAGUAUCUCAAAAACGUUAUGUAAUUCCACCAGGUAUGGAUGAGAGUAGAUUCCCUGAACCAUUAUGGGAUGCUGAUGCUCCAAAUUGUGAACCAGAACGUGAACCAUGUGGAUUCUAUACCUUUCCUGUAGGAAGUCGAUCAAAUAUGAAGUGGGUAAAGUCAUGGUGCAAAUGUGGUCAAGGAUAUCUUUGCAGUUACCAUAAAACUGAUACUAAAAUGAGAGUUUACAGACAAGUUUGUCAAUCCCCAAGUGAGGCAUACAGAUUUGAAGAUGGAUUCCGACGAGGAAUUUAA
Molecule: messenger RNA, 369 nt
Organism: Strongyloides ratti
Lineage: Eukaryota; Metazoa; Nematoda; Chromadorea; Rhabditida; Strongyloididae
Exons: 2
Coding region: 1-369 (122 amino acids)
Source: RefSeq, a predicted model, not a curated record